UUCCUGUUUGAAUCCGGGCAAUGGCAUGACUGUGAAUUUAUUGUUGGGAUGGAAUCAAAUCAGCAGGUGUUUCAGGCACACCGCCUGGUGCUGACGAUGGCCAGUCCUGUGUUCGAGGCAAUGCUGUUUGGCGGCAUGGCUGAGAAGGCGCCCAUCAAGGUGCUGGACGUCAGCCCAGAUGCCUUCCGCAGUCUGAUGCUAUAUAUCUACUCGGACCAGAUCAACCUCCAGUCGUUUGACCAGGCCUGCGAGAUCUGCUAUGCCGCCAAGAAGUACAUGCUGCCACACCUGGUGGAGCACUGCACCAAGUUCCUGUGGAAGGACCUCGCACCCCACAACGUGUGUCGCGCGUACGAGUUCGCCAAGCUGUUCGAGGAGCCGGUGCUCAUGGAGAAAUGUUUGAAAAUCAUUACGCAGCAGACGGCGAAAGUGAUCGGCACAUCGGCCAUCGAGGACGUGGAGCACGCGUCGCUGAUCGCCAUCCUGGAGCAGCCCCCCGGCGCGCCACUGUCGCCGCGAUGA
Messenger RNA from Pollicipes pollicipes, 522 nucleotides. RefSeq names its product BTB/POZ domain-containing protein 2-like. Gene Ontology annotation, biological process: neurogenesis. The transcript is spliced from 5 exons. NCBI's taxonomy places the organism in Eukaryota, Metazoa, Arthropoda, Thecostraca, Pollicipedomorpha, Pollicipedidae. The record is from RefSeq and is a predicted model, not a curated record. Bases 49 to 522 code for a protein of 157 amino acids. Gene Ontology annotation, cellular component: P-body; cytosol. Gene Ontology annotation, molecular function: protein binding.